AUUAUCUUCUGCUCAUCAAUUCCCCCCAACAUGUCUCAGCUCGCCCCCUACAAGCAAGACUUCCUCCAGGCCGCCAUCGCCGGCGAGAUCCUCAAGUUUGGCAGCUUCGAGCUCAAGUCGAAGCGCAUCUCGCCCUACUUCUUCAACGCCGGCCUCUUCCACACUGCCCGCCUCGCCGGCGCCAUCGCCACCGCGUUUGCCAAGUCCAUCGCCGAGGCCCAGCAGCAGACCGGUCUCGACUUCGACAUCAUCUUUGGCCCCGCCUACAAGGGCAUCCCCCUUGCCUCGUCCAUCGCCGUCAAGCUCGGCGAGCUGGCCCCCGAGAACCUGGACCGCGUGUCGUACUCUUUUGACCGCAAGGAGGCCAAGGAUCAUGGUGAGGGAGGCAACAUUGUUGGUGCUCCCCUCAAGGGCAAGAAGAUCCUGAUUGUCGACGAUGUCAUCACUGCCGGCACCGCCAAGAGGGAGGCCAUUGACAAGAUCCGCAAGGAGGGCGGUAUCGUUGUUGGUAUCGUCGUUGCUCUGGACCGCAUGGAGAAGCUCCCUGCCACCAAUGGUGACGAGUCCAAGCCUGGCCCCAGUGCCAUUGGUGAGCUUCGCAAGGAGUACGGCAUCCCCAUCUUUGCCAUCUUGACCCUGGACGACAUCAUUGCCGGCAUGAAGAGCUUCGCUUCUGAGGAUGACAUCAAGCGAACUGAAGAGUACCGCCUCAAGUACAAGGCCAGCGACUAAACACCACAGGAGUCGAGCAAUGGGUUAAAGGAACGAUGUUACGAUACUAAAAAUGGUCACUGGGAAAGAAAGAGAAUUGGGCAAUCAAAAGGGAGAUAGAGUGUGAAACGCAAAAAAGUUAUAGACCAGCUAUCUCAUUAUUUUAGAUGACUCGGCUGUGCGAGCGAUUGGCCGUGGUACAAAGAUGA
Fusarium vanettenii 77-13-4 is the source of this 920-nucleotide messenger RNA. RefSeq lists its product as uncharacterized. The record is from RefSeq and is a predicted model, not a curated record. Gene Ontology annotation, cellular component: cytoplasm. The transcript has a single exon. NCBI's taxonomy places the organism in Eukaryota, Fungi, Ascomycota, Sordariomycetes, Hypocreales, Nectriaceae. Gene Ontology annotation, biological process: pyrimidine ribonucleoside biosynthetic process; pyrimidine nucleotide biosynthetic process; 'de novo' pyrimidine nucleobase biosynthetic process. Gene Ontology annotation, molecular function: orotate phosphoribosyltransferase activity. The coding region runs from base 31 to 732 and encodes 233 amino acids.